Messenger RNA from Octodon degus (degu), 2142 nucleotides. RefSeq names its product keratin 82 (gene Krt82). The transcript has 9 exons. Gene Ontology annotation, biological process: intermediate filament organization; keratinization. Gene Ontology annotation, molecular function: structural constituent of skin epidermis. Bases 73 to 1623 code for a protein of 516 amino acids. NCBI's taxonomy places the organism in Eukaryota, Metazoa, Chordata, Mammalia, Rodentia, Octodontidae. The record is from RefSeq and is a predicted model, not a curated record. Gene Ontology annotation, cellular component: keratin filament.
GGGCCACAACCUGGUCAUUCCUGUCCCUGUUCUCUCCUCCAGGGCUCCGUCUCUCUGCCUCUCACUCCUGCCAUGUCGUGCCGCUCCUUACAGAUGGGCUCCAGGUGUGGCAGUCGGAGUUUCAGCUCAUGGUCCGCUGUCAUGCCCCGGGUGGUCACCCACUGUGAAGUAAACAAGGGGCCGUGCUGGCCUAGCAGUGGCGGGGGGCUCCGAGUCCUGGGCUGCCUUGGUUCCCGGAGCCUGUGCAAUGUGGGCUUCGGCAGGCCUCGGGUGGCCUCUAGGUGUAGUGGGCCUGGCUUCGGGUAUCGAGCAGGGGCCACCUGUGGACCGUCUGCUUGCAUCACCCCUGUCACCAUUAACGAGAGUCUUCUAGUCCCACUGACCCUGGAGAUUGACCCAACGGUACAGAGGGUGAAAAGGGAUGAGAAGGAGCAGAUCAAGUGCCUCAACAACCGCUUUGCAUCCUUCAUCAACAAGGUGCGGUUUCUGGAGCAGAAGAACAAGCUGCUAGAGACCAAGUGGAACUUCAUGCAGCAGCAGAGGUGCUGCCAGAGCAACAUGGAGCCCCUCUUUGAGAGCUACAUCUGCACCCUGCGGAGGGAGCUGGAAUGCAUGUCCGGAGAGCAUGCGAGGCUGGAGGCAGAGCUCAGCAGUGUCCAGGAUACGCUGGAGGGCUACAAGAAAAAGUACGAAGAAGAGCUCUCCCUGCGCCCCUGUGCUGAGAAUGAGUUUGUCGCCCUGAAGAAGGAUGUGGACACAGCCUUCUUGGUGAAAGCUGACCUGGAGACCAACGUGGAGGCUCUCGAGCUGGAAAUAAACUUCCUGAAAAACUUGUUUGAAGAGGAGAUUGCAAUGUUGCAGUCUCAGAUCUCUGAAACAUCAGUCAUCGUGCAGAUGGACAACAGCCGGGAUCUGGACAUGGAUGACAUCAUCGCUGAGAUCAAGAUGUACUACGAGGAAAUCUCCAGACGCAGCAAAGCCGAAAUGGAGGCCUGGUACCGGCGCCGGUUCGAGGAGCUGAGGAUGACAGCUGGAAACCACAGCGACAACCUCCGCAGCCGCAAGAAUGAGAUCCUGGAAAUGAACAAGCUGAUCCAGCAGCUGCAGCAAGACACUGAGACAGUGAAGGCCCAGCGCUGCAAACUCGAGGGGACCAUUGCUGAGGCGGAGCAGCAGGGUGAGGCGGCCCUCAACGAUGCCAAGUGCAAGCUGGCAGGGCUGGAGGAGGCCCUUCAGAAGGCCAAGCAGGACAUGGCCUGCCUGCUCAAGGAGUACCAGAAGGUGAUGAACUCCAAGCUGGGCCUGGACAUCGAGAUCGCCACCUACAGACGCCUGCUGGAGGGCGAGGAGCACAGGCUGUGUGAAGGCAUUGGGCCCGUGAACAUCUCCGUGAGCAGUUCCAAAGGUGCCAUCCUAUACGAGCCAUGUGUGGUCAGCACGCCUAUGCUGAGGCCCGAGUACUGCACAGGGAGCACCGGCAUCCUGAGGAGCAGUGGGGGCUGCAGCGUGGUGACCACUGGUGAACUCUACAUCCCCUGCGAGCCCCAGGGGCUUGUGGGUUGUGGAAACAGGAGGACCUCCAGCAUGAAGCUGGGGGCUGGAGGCAGCUCCUGUGGCCACUAGUGUUAGCACUGACCCAAAGGCUGGUAAUUCAGGGGACAAUUCCUGGGUGUCACUAUUUCGAAAGCCCACCUUCCCAUACUGACUCCAGAUUCCCCUGAGAUUUCCACUGGGAAAUCAUGUAACUGGGUGAAGACCCCAAAGGAGGCCCUGGGAUAGGGUGGGAUACAGAGAAAGAGGAUGCACUACUUCUGGUGGGCGUCAGCCCUACCAUGGCCAAGAGAAUGAGCAGGCUGAGUGGACACAUCACAAUUCAGCUUUGCAGGAGGUCCCUGGCAGUUUCCCACAAAGCCAGCCAUUCCUUCCCACCCCACCGCAGCUCCCCACCUCUCUUCCCUCUGGUUCUCCUGCACCCAAGAAAAGUGAACUUCUUUUAGCUCCCAACCCCCUGGAGACAUGCUCUAUUGCAAAUACAAACAUCUCCCAAAUACCACCCUGAUUUCCAAAAGUAAAAGUUUCAGGAUCACUCAGGAUCUGAUAGUGUCCUACUGGCACGAAACUCAAGAGGUGUCCUUAAGACAA